AUCUGGCUUUCGCACGUCGUGUUGGGGGGGCCCAGGGCAGCUCCUCCUAAACCUUCGGAGGAAGCAUGUGCCAAGCUCUCGCCCUCCGAAGCACACUUACUCAGCCAAAGAAAUCGGGGCUUUGCUCGCAGAAUCGAAUUAUUUAUUCGUCCGUAGAUUAGUAUAUUUGUGGCACUUCUUCCACUCUCUUUUACCGCUGCAAACCGUCACCCUGACGCUCCCGUCAACCUCGUCCUUAGUUUCAACUCCAGAUGCACACGAUGAACGAACAUAACUUCCAAACCUCGGUCGCAUCCGAUGCAACAGCACAAUCCGUUGGUGGUGUCACGAUACCAGACAACCUGGCUGAGGAGAAGGCGCAGCAGCAGAACAACGAAGGCAUCGAGGAAGAGGUCAAGUCUGAACAAGAUGAAAAGUCCGAUGAUGUCAAAGAGGAAUAUCCUAGUGGCAUACUGCUGGUACCCAUAUUGAUUGCCAUUUUGUGCGCAAUCUUUCUUACGGCCCUGGAUAUGACAAUUCUUGGGACAGCCAUUCCUAAGAUUACAGACGAAUUUGGAGGCCUCAACAUGGUUUCAUGGUAUGGUUCCGCGUACUUCAUGACGUUCGGCGGUUUCCAGUCCAUGUCCGGCAAGUUCUACCGCUACUUCCCACUCAAGUGGUCCUUCCUGGGUGCCAUCUUCGUCUUCGAGAUUGGAAGCUUGAUUUGUGCCGUCGCGCCAAAUUCUAUAGCAUUUGUUGUUGGUCGCGCUAUCGCCGGUGUCGGCUCCGCUGGCGUAGUGACGGGGGCGUUCACUAUGGCGGCAUUCGCGGCAGAGCCUAAACGGCGACCAGCUCUGAUGGGGAUUGUUGGUGCUGUAUACGGCCUUUCUAGCGUCGUCGGUCCGCUUUUGGGAGGAGUUUUUGCAGACACAGUGAGCUGGCGAUGGUGCUUUUACAUCAACCUUCCUAUCGGCGGCGCCUCUGCAGCACUAAUUCUGUUCACUUACAAGACUCCACCACAAGCCGUUAUCACCCGAGCGACUUGGAAGGAAAAGUUGUUGCAAAUGGAUCCUCUCGGCAUUGCGCUCGUCAUGGGUGGCAUCGUUACAUACAUCUUAGCAUUCGAAAAUGGCGGCCAGAAGCGACCUUGGAACAGCAGCUACGUCAUCGGCCUCUUGGUAGGCUUCGUCGUCAUCGCGAUGACCUUCAUUGCGUGGGAGAUCUUCAACGGCGAGCGUUCGAUGCUUCCACCUCGGCUUCUCCGUGAACGGACCCUAUGGCAACCAUCUGCCUUCAUCUUCUUCUUCUCAUCAUCAUAUCUCGUUUUGCUGUACUACCUACCACUCUAUUUCCAGAGUGUCGACAAUCGCAGCGCAAUCAAUUCGGGUGUACUAAAUCUUCCACUGGUCCUCGCAAUGGUAUUGGGUAGCAUCGUCAGUGGCGGCGUUGUCUCAAAGACAGGCUAUGCUGCACCUUUCAUGAUCGGUGGGGCUAUUCUAGCGACUAUUGCCACUGGUCUGAUGUAUACAUUCGACAUUGGUACUGGGCUGGGCAAAUGGAUUGGCUAUCAGGCCUUUUACGGUAUCGCAGUCGGGUUAGGCUUCCAAAUGGCCAUCAAUACAGGUCAGGCCAAUGCGAGGGCAGAGGACAUGUCCUCAGCGACCGCAACGAUCUUUUUUUUCCAAACCAUCGGCGGCGCAUUCUCGUUGACUGCGGCUCAGUCUGGAUUUGUCAACCGCAUGAUCAAUACGCUUGCGAACACAGCACCGAACGUGAAUCCGCUGGCAGUAGUCGGAUCUGGUGCGACCCAACUUCGGGACAAUUUCGCUGCGGAAGACAUAGCAGGCAUAGUGGUCGCAUAUAUGGCGGGCAUCAAGGUCGCGCUCGCUAUUGCGACCGCUUUGGCUGGUGCAGCUGCCGUGGCUGCCGCAUUGGUACCUCUCAAGAAGCUGAACAUGGAAAAGGUGCAGGCCGGAGCUGCGUAGAUCAAACGCGCCAUAUCUUGGUAGGGCUACACAACAGAUUGCCCGUACUUACGACCAAUGCGACGCUAUUGCUAGGGUUGUGCUUGAGAUACGUAGAUUGUACCUAGAGGGAAGUUUCACUUUCGGUAAUACUCGGACAUGCAUCGCCUUGACACGCGCGAGGCAUGUGUAUUGUCUGAUCUUGUAAUAGUAGAAGGGAUCCAUAGAAUUGAUAUCCAAAAGCGGCCGCUUUCUCGCCGAACCAAGGGAAGUCCGUUGUGCAUCGACUCAAUGAUGUGGUGGCUGGCUGGUGGCCUUGCUGAUCAGCCUGAAGGAUGUGUUCGGAGUCCGAGGUCUCUUCCGCCGUGCAGAUUCGGUGAUUGCCCUCACUUUUCCCCU
This is a messenger RNA of Alternaria rosae, 2342 nucleotides long. Its product is annotated as major facilitator superfamily domain-containing protein. The transcript has 4 exons. Gene Ontology annotation, molecular function: transmembrane transporter activity. Bases 252 to 1964 code for a protein of 570 amino acids. The record is from RefSeq and is a predicted model, not a curated record. Gene Ontology annotation, biological process: transmembrane transport. NCBI's taxonomy places the organism in Eukaryota, Fungi, Ascomycota, Dothideomycetes, Pleosporales, Pleosporaceae.